AUGAGAUAUCGAUCGAAUCCAACUUUACCUUCUAUAGCGCAUAAUUCAAGACGUGAUGAAGUGACGAUUUUUCAAGUAGCUAAUAAUGGUUCUACUUGGAUUGUGUUUAAAGGUUUUCUUAAGAUGGAUGAUUCCUUCACCUUUAAAUCCCAACGCUCAGUUGAUGAUCGUUUUCAUUUGAAACUUGAAAUUAAUGGUUCUCUUGAUACAACGAUUUCAGCGUGUUGUGAAAGUCUGUAUCGUGACGGUGGCCGAAUUGACGACGGCGACAGUUCAUUUUGGAUAGAAACUGUUGAACAAUACACAUCAUGUGCGAAAUGUCGUGAUAGCAUCGAUUUGUCACAAUCACCUGAUGAUGAAACGGGAAUUCCCACUAAGAGUGCAACCAGUGAAGAAAGUGAAGCAGACGAUGAUCAGUCUGUUGCAUCUGAAAAGUCGACUGAAAAGACUAAACCGUCCGAAGUGAUACAUGCAUUACCAUCAGAGUUGAUCCCCCAUCAUCAUCCACAGGUAGUUCGUAAUGAUAAUAACGAUAGUCGAGGACUUCUCCUUAUAGACACGAAAAAAGUUCCUGAAAAGUCUGUCUCAACUCCCAAAAUUCAAUCACUUCCGCUUCCACCAGCUGUUUCGCAUCAACCUCAAGCUGCAGCUGGUCCUCCUUCUCUGCCACCAUCGCUAUCGACUGUUCAUAAAACCACUACCCAAAAAGCUUUAUCAAAACCUAAACUUAGCCAAACAAUUCCACCUCGACACGUUGGCAAUGUUGAGAAUUUUACCAUUCUAUACAUCGAUCAAGAUAAAGAGAAAGAUCUAAGUCUUCUUCGUUCUACAGUAAAUUUUAUACGUAUAAUGAAUGAUUCAAACACAUUAGCAACAUUGCUAUCAGCAUGUGCAGAAGAAAAGUUCAUUGUUGUGAUGUCUCUUAAUCAAGCCGAAGCAGUUCUUCCCGUGCUUCAAGAGCAUAAAUCUAUUCAAUCAAUUUAUUUCCUAUCGAAACAGACACAGCCACCUGAAUCGAUCAAUAAUUAUGAGAAAGUCAUUGAAAUUUAUCAAAAUAUUGAAUCAAUUUGUGAUCAUUUAAUCAAAACCUUAUGUCAUUUUUCUUCUCGAGUAAUCUCAAUGGAAAUCACAUCGAAAGAUAGUACAGGUGAUCUGCCAUUUACUUACUGUCAACUAUUAAAAGAAACGAUUCUUUGUCAAGAUGAUGAAAGUGAUUUAAGAAAAGAUAUGCUGACAUUUUGUCGCAUUCACUAUGCCCAUAAUCAAGAUGAAGUCCAUGAGAUAGAUGAAUUUGAAAAAUCCUUUAUCGACACAUAUAGUAUUCAAUGGUAUACACGCCAUUGCUUCUUGGCUAAAAUUUUAUCACGUGCAUUUCGUACACAAGAAAUUGAUCUUUUAUUUAAAAUGCGUUAUUUUAUUCAAUGUCUUCAUAAACAAAUCCAAUCAAUUGCUAUCAAAGAACCGACCACUGUUUAUACUAUUUUAGAUAUCGAACAAGAAACCAUUCGAAAAUUUCAAGAAAAUGUUAAUGGAUUAGUUUUAUUUCGUUCAUUUCUUCCCGCAACAUUCGAACGACCAACAUUAAUGGAGUAUCAAAGUAAAGACACACAACGAUAUCUUGUUUUUUCAAUUCGACUUGAAUCCGACUGUGCAGCUAAUAUUGAACAGUUGCGUUGCUCUAAUUGCAAAAUCGACGUUUUGAUCAAUAUCGAUACUGUUUUUCGUGUAGUUUCCAUGGAUGAAAGCGAGAAUGAAGUUCAUACAGUAAACUUAGAGUCUGUUCCACGUGAUGAUUCUCAUUUUCAACAACUAACUGAAUUUUUAAGAAAAAAAAUGAAAGCACCAGUGGUCAUUCUGCAAUUAACAAAACUUCUUCUAGAGACUGAUCAUUAUUGGGAAGUUGAUUAUCUUACUGAAUCAAUUUACCAAGAUAAAUCUUUUGAAAGAGAUGGAACAUUAUUGACAAGUUUAGCGGCUGCACAUCAUCUUUUAGGCAAUGUCGAUGAAGCUAGAAGAAAUUUUGAAGCAGCACGUUAUCAGUUCUUUAAAUCGUUACGUGCAUUUCAAUUAUUUUUACCUUAUAAUCAUUUAGUGUUAUCAUCUAGUUAUAACAAUAUUGGUAGUAUGUUCUAUCAAGAUGAUCAUCAUGAAUCUGCAAUUAAAUUUUAUGAGAUGGCUCUUGAAUGUCAAUUAAAAGCAUCAAGUCCUGACAUAGAUGCUGUAGCGACAUAUUCGGCAAAUAUUGGUGCAGUUUAUAUAGAACAAAAGAAUUAUACUGAAGCAACAAAACAUCUAAAACGAGCAGCGAUUAUUCUAGAGAAAAUGUCGAUGAAAGACAAUACAAAACGUUUGAUUUCGAUUUUUCAGAAAAUUUCCACCUGCUUUUGGCGCACAAAGGAAGUCAAGGAAGCAUUGGAGUACUAUAAAAAAACAUUGGAUCUUCAGCUUAAAUUGCCAAAUCCAUUACCACAUCCAUUGUCUGUCACUUAUUAUAAUCUUUCAACUGCUUAUGAACGUAUCGGUGACUACGAUGAAGCUGUGGCAUGUGCAGAAAAAUCAGUCGAAUAUUUAAGAAUGAUCUCAGAGAAUCAUCCAGAAUUAAAAGAAAAUCAAGCUCAAUUAGAGAUUAUUCGUCAAAAACAAUGGCUCAAGCAAGUUUUAUCGGCAUAG
Messenger RNA from Rotaria sp. Silwood1, 2670 nucleotides. The record is from the annotation of a GenBank genome assembly. Lineage: Eukaryota; Metazoa; Rotifera; Eurotatoria; Philodinida; Philodinidae.